Molecule: messenger RNA, 1830 nt
Organism: Anopheles moucheti
Lineage: Eukaryota; Metazoa; Arthropoda; Insecta; Diptera; Culicidae
Exons: 4
Coding region: 116-1582 (488 amino acids)
Source: RefSeq, a predicted model, not a curated record
UGGCACUCUGCGCUGUAAACAUUGAAUGGGGAGCCGUGACCGGCUAACACGUUUUCAAAAACAUUUAUUUUAAAACUAAUUUGCUGUGAAUUACGGCUGCUUUCUCAGCCAAACGAUGGACGAAUUAAAAACAAUGAUAAGAGCAUUAGCUAUAUCCAAUGCCGCCAGCGGUAUUACUGUAGCACAGUUGAAUAAGGACUUUAAAAACCUGGAGGGAUAUCCGAUUCCGUACAGCAAGUUUGGAUUCCAAUCGCUUGAUGGAAUGCUGAGAACCAUGACCGACGCUAUCCGGGUCAACGGAUAUGGCCCAAUGGCUGAAAUUCAUCCACUUAACAAUGAAAAAUCUCAACAUGUUCGACAAAUGGUGAAAAUGAGUAAACCACUUAAGAAAAAGCCUUCACUUCGUUAUCAUUCCCCUCAAACUAAUUUCCGGAAUAACUUUUAUGAAGACCACUAUUCGUCCCAUCUUGAUGAUUACGAUGAUAACGGAUACAAUACCAAGUCAGCUAACACGAACACUUUUUAUACCACCGCAAUACCGAAUAACAAUGUGCCAAAACAACAAUUACAGAAUGGUCACCAAUAUGAUAAUCUCCAUAGAGAUGUGCUACCGAAAACCCCCGUCCUGGUAGAAAAAAGCGUUGGCUCGGCUUGCGUUAAACCUCCUGAUUUAAGUAAUCAACUAAGCUAUGAGCUACCAAAGACCCCCAUUCCGGCAGCAAAAGGCGUUACCUCCCCUGCGGUUAAACCUCUUGAUCCAAUUAAUCAAAUGGAGAAGACACCCGAUGCAAUAAUAAAUCCCCUGGCCAUGGAUUACAAACGGACUCAUCGCAUGAUCGACGAGACAAGUGCUAAAACGCCAAUAGAGAAAAUAAAUGGAAGUGUUUGUAAACCGACGAAUAAUAUUAUCAUGCCCGAAGGUGUAAUGACUUCAAAGGAACGGGUUAUUGCAAACACAUUUCCCGCACACGUGAAACCGAAUGCAACCGUCCAGGUGGUGAUCACUACGAUCCUCAAUCCCAGGCACAUGUUUGUACAUUUCAAGGAACACAUCGACCAGCUACUUAAACUGGCGCCACACAUUGAUAAGAUCUACAAUGCAAAGCUGACUGCCUACGAGUGGCUUAUACCGGAAAACAUGAUAGAGGUUGGAUUAUACUGUGCCGCCCUAUACCACGGCCAAUGGUAUCGAGCGCAGGUGAUGGGUCCGGUAAACUUUCAACGUGUUCUGCUGCUGUACAUCGAUUACGGUUACCUGCGAUAUGUACCAUUGACGGAAAUAAGAUUUUUGACAAGAGAAUUGGCUUCCAUACCGCGCCAAACCGCACGCGUAGCGCUGAAAUAUUUAAAACCAUCGUACGGAACUUGGAGCAGAGAAUGCUGUACACAGCUGGCCAAUUUGGUGCAUCGCAAAGUGUUUCAAAUGCAUGUAAUCGAUAUUGAUGCAAAGGAAAAUCUGCUGGACGUUAUUCUUACCAAUGCCACAAAUGGUUCCGUAGAUUCGUUUGUGCACACGAGGGACGACAGUAAUCUGAACCGACAGCUGGCAAUGCGAAAUGAUAUUGUAUGGUCAGCAGAUUAAUGAAACGCUACGGACAAUCGCAUGCUAACUACGCGAUCCAAUAGGAAGACAUUCAUCGUGCCUGAAUGUUGUACAACUAACCAUAGACAACAUUUAUUUGCAUAUGUUUAAAACAUUGAUUUGACAACUAUGAGCAGAGGUUAUCUUUUUAACAAGUGUACACUGUAUUCGAACGUUAUGUUUAAAAAAAUAAAAACGUUGUUAAAUUUGAAUUAAAUAAAAGACAGUGACAUUGCUGUUUCAGUUUC